Molecule: messenger RNA, 729 nt
Organism: Penicillium malachiteum
Lineage: Eukaryota; Fungi; Ascomycota; Eurotiomycetes; Eurotiales; Aspergillaceae
Product: PQ-loop repeat-containing protein
Exons: 5
Coding region: 1-729 (242 amino acids)
Source: RefSeq, a predicted model, not a curated record
AUGUCAAGCGGAGGCAAUGUCACAUUAGCUUCUAAUGUGCUCGGCACUAUUGGUACAUUACUGUGGUGUAUACAGUUGAUUCCUCAGAUCUGGUAUAACUGGCGCAGAAAAAAGACAGAUGGAUUUCCUGCAGCGAUGAUGUUCUUAUGGGCAAGUUGUGCGGUCCCAAUGGGAGCUUACUUCAUCCUACAAGAAGUGAAUAUCCCGAUACAAAUCCAGCCACAGAUUUUCGGCUUCUUUUCUUUAGUUAGCUGGACUCAGAUCCUAUACUACAACCAUCAGUUUAAAGCAACGCUGGUUUGCUUGGGUACGAGUGCGUUGUUCGGUGGACUUGAAGCACUUCUCAUUCUUACACUGCGAAUUCCUUACAAUAAGGGCAUUACAUGGCCUGAUAUUGUGGUAGGGGUCUUCGCUGCCAUCCUGUUGAGUGGGGGUUUACUGCCACCGUACUUUGAAUUGUGGAAACGGGAUGGAAGAGUUGUUGGAUUCAGUAUGGUCGUCCUGGAAGCAGGAAUUUAUAUCAGCCAUAUCGUCUGGCGUAUUCGUUACCGCAAACUUCGGAAAGAAGCCAAGGCUUCUGGCAUGAGCAUUGAUGAUUUUUUUGACUUGAACAGACGUGAUACUGACUCGGAAGAAACGCAAUCUCAACAAAAAAGUGAUCCGGGGAAUGAAAAACAAGAAUUCACCGGACAGACCACUGAUUCAAUCACGCCAGAUCAUAAUGUAUGA